AUGGGGGGCAAGGGCGGAGGCGCCUCCGGAGAGUCAUUGCCGAAGCAUUGUGAUGAGCCCCUCCGAGACUGCGUUGGGCGUCCAGAUCUGAUCCGUGCCGAGCUGCCCUGGGCCCAGCCAGGCCGGUCCAAGAACGCGGACACGACCAAGUUCUACAAACUCCUCGAGGUAGACAAGCCGCCGGGCCAAGAUUCAGUGCAAAGAACGCCUCAGAAUCUGACAUCAAGAAGGUGCGAGCACGUCGCACGCGACUUGCACAUAGACCCGCAGGGUCCUGGUCUGUUCCGUCGCACGACACGGAGGGUCGUGGUCAGUUCCGUCGCCACGUGCCUGCUUCGAAGCCUUUCGAAGGCGUACAGGAAGCUGGCCGUGAAGCACCACCCCGACAAGGCGAUCAGCUUAGUCGAAGAUUUGUUGGGGCGCCGGAAGCAUUUUCGAGCUUGCCAGGGCGGUGACCAGGAGAAGUUCAAGGAGAUCACCCGAGCAUACGAGGCGAGGGGCUGCGUUGCUGGAUACGUGUUGAGCGACUCCGACAAGCGAGCCAAGUACGACCGGUUCGGUGAGGAGGGCCUGGAGAACGAUGGGCCGGGCGAUGCAGGGGACAUCUUCGAGGCCUUCUUCGGGGGAGGCGGCCGCCGGGGUGGUGGUGGCGCCCGCAAGCGACAGAAGACCAAGGACGUUGUGCAGAACCUCAAGGUCACCCUAGAGCAGAUGUACUCCGGCUCCACCAAGAAGAUGGCUAUCACCCGUCAGGUCAUCGACAAGAAGAAGGGCGUCCAGGAGUGUCGGGAAUGCGACGGCCGCGGCGUGAAGGUCGAGGUCGUGCGCAUGGGGCCACUGGACUGGCAAACGCAGUCGCAGUGCCAUUCCUGCGGCGGUCAGGGAAAGAGCUUCCAAACCAAGCAGGACAGGGAGGUCCUCGAGGUGCAUGUGCAGAAGGGUGCACCGGAUGGCCACAAGGUCACGUUCAGGGAAAUGGCUGACGAGCACCCGGAUGCGGAUGCUGGUGACGUGGUCUUCGUGCUGAAGCAGCAGGAACAUGCCGACUUCAAGAGGAAAGGCGCCGAUCUCUACGUGGAGCGCAAGAUUUCCUUGGUCGAGGCCCUGUGCGGCUUCCAGAUGGAGCUCACGCACCUGGACGGCCGCAAGCUGCUCAUCAAGACGCAGCCAGGUGAGAUCGUGAAGCCCAUGUCCCAGGGCUUCGACCCUCUUGCCAAAGAGGAUAACAAGACCGAGUGGGAAGUCAUCGAGGAUGCAGACUGCCCUUCCGUGGAGAACGUGGCGCAGGCAGACACCACAGACAUCGACACGCUGAAGAAGGCGUGCGAGACGCAGCUCAAGCGAAAGGGCAUCGAUGUGGGAUGCUUUGUCGUAGACGGCCAGCGCGCCUACUUCAAGCAGUGCACUCGCGAAGAGGCUCUGGCAGCUAAGAAGACGCGUCGCGGUAGCACGAUGUACCUCAUCCCAGAUCCAGAUGCCAAGAAGGCCUUCCGCAUGAUGAAGGCUGUGAAGGAUGAGGGCAUGCCGACCUACAAGAACCCGUUCGUACACGGCAACCUCUUCCUGAUCCUCACGAUCGAGUUUCCGGACUCGCUGUCUCCAGAGAACCAGACCGCCAUGGCAAAGCUGCUGCCGCCGCCUCUGAAUGUGCCAAAGUGGUCAGAGGACGACAAGGAUGUCGAGAUUCACACUGUGACCGACAUCGACCCAGUUCAGUCUUUCAACUCCAACAAGGUCAACAUGCAGGCGGGCGGCGAGGCGUACGACGAUGAUGAGGAGGAUGGUCCUCGCGGCGGUCCUGGUGGACCCGGUGUACAGUGUCAUCAGCAGUGA
Symbiodinium natans is the source of this 1833-nucleotide messenger RNA. Lineage: Eukaryota; Dinophyceae; Suessiales; Symbiodiniaceae. The record is from the annotation of a GenBank genome assembly.